Molecule: messenger RNA, 2678 nt
Organism: Anarrhichthys ocellatus (wolf-eel)
Lineage: Eukaryota; Metazoa; Chordata; Actinopteri; Perciformes; Anarhichadidae
Product: supervillin-like
Exons: 2
Coding region: 239-922 (227 amino acids)
Source: RefSeq, a predicted model, not a curated record
UGUGUGUGUGUGUGUGUGUGUGUGUGUGUGUGUGUGUGCGUGUGUGCGCAGAAAGGAACGUAUAGCUCGGCGGUUGGAGGGCAUCGAGGGUGAGGUGCAGCCGUCUCUGCUGCCGAGUUUAGUGGCCAACCGGCUUCUGGAAGAGGACACACCACGAUACACAAGGGCCUCUGAUCCCUGUGAGCCCUUUGGAGUUACAGUCCAGCGGUAUGGCAUAGAGGGAUUUGAAAUCCCAGAAAUGCAGCUGGCGGCUCCGGAGCGACAGUCCAGAGCUCCCUGCAGACCUGACCCUCAGUCCUCCAUCCACACGGAGCCUGUCUACACUUCGGCCUCCACCACCGGUGCCCCUAAGCUCGAGUCCAAGGCUGAGCGCAUCGCCCGCUACAAGGCCGAGCGGCGUAGGCAGCUGGCCGAGCGCUACGGCAUCUCUUUAGAUCAGGAGCCAGACUCGGACCAACCCCUGCGCCGUGCCCGGAAGGAUUCGGAAGGCUCAGAGAGGCGAAUUCGCGGGGAGUCGGUGGGGGAGGACGGGCGGGACAACGCCCUGAGUUCUUACACCGGCACGUCCGCCACCAGCCCGAGGGCGGGACGCUCGGCACCACAGCACAGCCACCCCGACCCGGGUCACGGGAUGGGUCGGACCAGGGUGGACUCCUUUACAGAGAGGGAGAGGCUGAUGAACCUGGAGAAUCAACGCAGAGCUGCUCCGCCCGAGCCUCCGUCCUCUUCCUCAUACAUGGACGUGACAUCGUUGUCCUCGGCAGCCAGGGUUCCCGCCAAGGACUACUCUGUCACAGGGAUGCCACCCAGUUCACCCAAGCUGAGCAGGCACCUUUCCCUCUCCUCACCUAAGCACGGGGUGUCUCCUGGGGACCUAUUCAUCGAGCAGCAGGCCCACAACAUCCUCAGCAGACAGGGGUGAGUGGUCUGAUCACUUUUUGCCCUCAUCGUCUUUGAUUUCUAUUUAUAUCGAAGGUAGUUUCUUUUCCUUGUUUCACAAUUUAUGAAGCAGAGUAGAUAUUAUUCUAUGAAUUGGCCUGUGGCUAAUGCUAUCUCAUUAGCAGACCAUUCCCCCCUCUUGUCGUCCUUUGGUUUCAUACCGGUAAGUUCUGGAACAAUCUUUGAGACCCACAGCUGGCCUUGUAAAAUAUACCAGGCAGACUGAUACAAAAUAUUUGUUUGUGUUGUGUUUCUAUUCCAGACAUUUCAAGUGUAUCUGUUGAGAAAAAACAAUUAAUUCCCAAAGGAACUCUCAUUAGCCUGCAUGUUGCUCUUUUGUUAGGAAAAGCCAUUUCCGAGGCUGUUCGGAUAAAGUAAACCUCUGGCUCUGUGGCUGAUCCCACUUUUUACCAAUGCUGAUAAAAGCACCAGCUGCUUCCUUAAAGGAUAGUUCCAGUUUAUUACAACUUGAGAUGAACGAAUGGUUACUAUCAGUCUGUUGUUAAUAUCCAUCACAGUUUUCAGACCGAUUUUUGUGGUUCAACUUGUUACACUGUGCCGUACUUGCAGUAGUUGUGCUUGCACCAAGGCUGGAUUACCAAGCAGGCAAGCUGCCCCGAGACCCUCAGGGGCCCCCAAGGGCUCAAGACUGUCUUCAUGGUAACUUGAUUGCCUGUAUUUGUUUGGUGAUAUACCAGUAAAACUGAAAUGGUAAACGCCAUACUGUGGCUCUUGCUUUUUGACUUGACUUGUCUUGUAGAGGGGCUCUGUUUCAAAAUCUAGUUUUAAUAUGUUUAAUAUUUCAGUGUUUAAUUUAUAUGGUUUGAUCUGUAGACUAACUGAUUUACAGCAAACCUGGGACAGGGUUAGCUUCCACCUUAGAAGAACAGUUCAGUUUUUAGGUUCUGGGCAACAUAGAUUGGGCAAACAUGUCAGGGGUGACUCAUGGGGGCCCACAGUUCAAUUUCUGCCCGGGGGCACACUAUUUGGCCUAAUCCAGUCCUGGCACACACACAGUUUACUUUGCAAUGAGAGAUUAAACCCAAUUUAUACUUUCCACAUCUGCGUGGCCAAGAGGAACAACCCUACAAUAUUGGGAGCCAAGCAACUCGACCCAUUUGGUAUGGACAUGCCCUCCAAACAGCAUUACCCCUGAAAUGAUUGACAAAAGUAAUACAACAAAAAAGUAAUUAACUGGAAUUAUCCUUUAAUUGUGUUAGUCAAUACUGAUUAGCAGCUCCAGUGCUCAAUAAAUCAGGCAUUCAUUAAAUACAUGACUGUGAAAAACUGGUUUAUUCUUCUAGCGUUACCUUUUCCCAACAGAACAGCACUCAUCAUCAUUUUAUCAUCUGAUUUUUAAGACCCCAUGGGACAGCCAGUGUUCCUUUUCCUAAAAGUCCAUCUUUAAAAGUGCCAGUAUUUUAAUCUGCAGCAGAUGGAUUCAUUGCUGCUGCAGAGGAUAAGCGCUAAGGAGUGUUGUGAUAGUGUACAGAUAGUAUCAGCACACUCCACAUCUGUGAUGUAAGAACCAGCUGGCCCAGCCCAGGUCUCGACCAGGUUUGACCCUUCAGUUCGUGUUGCUAACGAAGAGAUGAAGAUGAUUCUACACCCGACUAUACGCGGUCAUUCCCUAUCCCAUCACUUCCUCUCGCUGCUCCUAAAUCCCUCUCUCAGGUUUCAACACUUGGCCGGCGUGCGCGUGUGUGCGUGUGUGUGUGUGUGUGUGUGUGUGUGUGUGU